AUGAAGGCCGAACAGAUGGUGGAUACUAAAAAUACGCUGAUAGUCGUGACGGCAGAUCACUCGCACACCUUCACGAUUGUCGGCUAUCCGCACAGGAACAAGAGUAUCUUCGGCGUCGAGAUGGGCGACAAUGACGAAUGGGGGCCGAAAGAUUUUAACCCUUACACAAUUUUGAGCUAUGCCAACGGACCGUCGGCAAAAGUCAACAAAUCACGUGAAGAUUUAAGCAAUGUGGAUACAGAAGCGUUGGAUUUCAUGCAACCUUCACUAGUCCCUAUGAAGGAUGAGUCUCAUGGUGGGGAGGACGUGCCGAUAUUUGCGAGAGGUCCAUUCGCUUUUGUCUUUCAAUCCACCCGUGACAACACUUUCAUAGCACACUCCAUAAACGCUGCACUCUGCAUAGGACCCUACCAACAUCUACGCCACUGCAAUUUUGCCAAUAUGCCGUCUGCCCAACUUGGCCUGAUCUACCUCAUGGAAUUCAUCACUUUGAUUUAUUUAACGAAAUUUUUUUGA
Protopolystoma xenopodis is the source of this 516-nucleotide messenger RNA. NCBI's taxonomy places the organism in Eukaryota, Metazoa, Platyhelminthes, Monogenea, Polystomatidea, Polystomatidae. The record is from the annotation of a GenBank genome assembly.